AUGCGGUUUAAGCAGGCCACCCCACAGCCAGUUAGGAAAAAAUACAGGCUAUAUUCACCAACAGCUUUGACCAAUGCCUACAAAUGUGUUCGGGAGGAAGGUGUAUCAGUAUUAAGAGCCUCAAAAAUAUAUGCUGUGCCAGAAAAUACUUUAAGGGACAGAGUUUUAGGAAAAAUUGAUCCUGAAAAUUUUGUAAUGGGUUCCAAUCCUUUGUUUAGCCAGCUUGAGGAGGCCUUUUUGGUAAAACACUUUCAAACCAUGGCUGAAUAUGGAUAUGGCUACACUUGUCAAGAAUGUAUUGAUAUUGCAAGUGACUUUGCAGUAACCCUUGGCAAAAGGACCAAGACUCAGACGUUAUCAUUUCAUUGGUUAGAGGGUUUUAGAAGUAGGUGGCCAGAAAUGAAAAAGCUGAAUCCCAGGUCAUUAGAAUAUGCACGGGCUAAAAUGGCAAAAGAAUCUGUUGUGAAUAACUACUUCGACAACUUAGAGCAGUGUUUAAGGAAACAUGACCUGCUCGACAAGCCACAUCUUAUUUUUAAUGUGGACGAGAAAGGCCUUACCUGUGAUCAUAAGCCCCCUCCUGUUAUUGCAAGGGCAGACCAUUACCCUCCAGCUGUCACAUCUGGCAAAAGUAAGACUGUCACGCUUAUUGGAUGUGGCAGUGCUAGCGGUUAUGCUUUGCCACCAUACCUUAUCUUCCCAGGUAAAAGACUUCUUCCAGACUUACUUGAAGGCAGCAGUCCGGGGGCAACAGGAACUAUGAGCGAGACCGGUUGGUCCAAUUCUGCAAUUUUCCGAGAUUUUAUGGAAAAUCACUUCCUGAAAUAUAUUCCAGGUCGUUCAGAUGAGAAGGUCCUACUUAUAUUGGAUGGCCACCGUUCUCAUAUAUCUGUAGGAUUGGUUGACUGGGCUAAAGAUAACAAUAUUAUUCUUUUCAUACUCCCUGCACACACAAGCCACCUGCUACAACCCUUGGAUUUAGCUUGUUAUGGCCCUUUUCAGCGUAUUUACAAUCAUGCAUGUCACAAGUUAAUGCGCGAAACAGCUGCAGCUAUUACAAGAUACAAUAUUUGUGCAAUUGCUUGUAAGGUAUAUCACCAGGCCUUGAAACCAGAAAAUUUGCAGUCUGGCUUUAAGCGUGCUGGUAUUUAUCCACUUAAUAAGGAAGCUGUACCAAAACACGACUUGAUUCCAGCAGAACUUUACACUAGUGAUACUGACUCUGAUGCAACUGUUGAAGGUGGUAUUUGUGUGGAUGUAGCAGAUGGGUAUAGCAUGUUUGCAGGUAAGGAAAAUGACCUUAAAAUGAACAAAGCAAAGUCUACUGCAAAGAAAACUAACAGGAGAAAUGUAAGUAACAUUGUAGCUGGCAAAGAAAUUACUGACAGCACUGUUCAUGCAAAAUUAGCUGCAUAUGAAAAUGAAAAAUCUAUGCCAAAACCUGCAAAAAAGUCAAGUGCCACUGGAAAAAACAAAAAAAAAAUGAAACUUACUGCACAGACUGUGAAACCAACUAUAGAACCACAACCUGGCCCUUCCCAUAUAAAUCUUGCCAGUAGUAGUUCUACCUCUUCAGAUGAAGAUGAUGAUGAAAGUGACAAGUGUUGUGUUUGCAACUUAUUCACACCAAAGGAAGUGUCUGGUGCCACAUCUCUUAUUUUCACUAAGUGGGCCCAGUGUGAUGGUAUGAUUAACGGAAGGCCAUGUCUGCACUGGACUCAUCUUGCCUUCUGCACAGAAGUAAGAGUGGUCAGAAGAGGAGAUAAGUUCCUUUGCCCACAUUGCAAGGAAGAAUAA
This is a messenger RNA of Mercenaria mercenaria, 1797 nucleotides long. RefSeq lists its product as uncharacterized. Gene Ontology annotation, cellular component: nucleus. The record is from RefSeq and is a predicted model, not a curated record. Bases 1 to 1797 code for a protein of 598 amino acids. The transcript is spliced from 2 exons. Lineage: Eukaryota; Metazoa; Mollusca; Bivalvia; Venerida; Veneridae. Gene Ontology annotation, molecular function: DNA binding.